This is a messenger RNA of Coffea arabica (coffee), 3840 nucleotides long. RefSeq lists its product as uncharacterized. Gene Ontology annotation, molecular function: RNA-DNA hybrid ribonuclease activity; nucleic acid binding. NCBI's taxonomy places the organism in Eukaryota, Viridiplantae, Streptophyta, Magnoliopsida, Gentianales, Rubiaceae. The record is from RefSeq and is a predicted model, not a curated record.
AUGUCUUUUGUCCAUGCGAAGUGUUCAGUGGAGGAGCGUCGUGUCUUAUGGUGUUCCUUAUUAAAUGAUAAGCCAAAUUCUCUUCCUUGGUGUAUUGGAGGUGACUUUAAUGUUAUAUUAGCUCCUCAUGAAAAACGGGGGGGUCGUCCAUUUGCUAUAGCGGAGGGGGCGGAUUUCAUGUCCUUUAUGGAAGAAGCAGGGAUAUUUGAUGUAGGAUUUUCAGGAGCUAGCUUCACGUGGUCUAACAAUAGGAGAGGGAGAGCUCGGGUUUCAAAGAGGUUGGAUAGAUUUUUAGUCAAUGGGGCUUGUUUGGAUUUCUCCGACGUAAUUUCUGUGCUUCACCUGGCAAGACAUCCCUCGGAUCAUGCACCCUUGAAAAUUUCAUUUGAGAAUCGAUCAGAAAAUAAGCCGCGGCCUUUCAGAUUUUUGAAUGUCUGGACGACUAGACAUGACCUCUUGGAGGUGAUUCGCCAGGCUUGGAAUCAAGAUGUGGGUGGAUCUCCGUUGCGUGUUUUGUGUUCUAAAUUAUUGGCAACGAGGAGGGCUAUUCAGACAUGGAACAAGCAACACUUUGGGAAUAUAUUUGAUGCAGUUCAUUCUGCGGAAUUGGAGGUCCAACGUGCAGAGGAAGCUAUGGAUCAAUAUGUAUCGGAGGAAUGUCAAAUUGAGCUUAGCAAGGCUCAGGCAGAGCUGCGCCAUGCAUUGUCAAUUGAAGAACAAUUUUGGAGGCAAAAAUCCAGGGUAAAAUGGCUCAAACAAGGAGAUCGUAAUUCAAGGUAUUUCCAUGCGGUAGUCAGGCAAAGACGGGUUCAAGGAAUGAUACACCGCAUCAAAAAGUCAAAUGGGGUCUGGGUGGAUACAAAUGCUGAUAUAGCAACUGAGGCAAUAUCAUAUUUCUCUAACCUCUUCACGGGCUCUUUGCAAUCAGCUUCUGAUAUGCAGCACUUAAUUUCGCCCAUGAUCUCGGAAGAGGAUAAUGCAAAAUUGGAGGAAGUGCCUUCGAUUGACGAGGUUUAUCGAGUAGUGCGAUCAAUGGAUGGGGAUAGUGCUGCUGGCCCAGAUGGUUUCACAGGUAAAUUUUUUACAUUCGCCUGGGAAGUUGUCGCCCAAGAUGUCUAUAAUGCGAUACUUAGCUUUUUCUGUGGGGCAGAGUUACCUCGUUUCAUCACCUCUACCUCCAUUGUGUUAAUUCCAAAGAAGCCAAAUCCUCAGGAGUUUUCUCAAUUUAGGCCCAUCAGCUUAUGUAAUUUCUUCAACAAGUUGUUAUCCAGGAUUUUAGCUGAUAGAGUGGCUUAUGUUUUGCCAAAAAUCAUUUCACCCCAGCAGACAGGCUUUGUGAAGGGCCGUAAUAUAACAGAUAACUUUCUGCUAGCUCAGGAAGUAGUAUCGGGUAUUGCAAAAAAGAAUAGAGGUGGGAAUGUUGUAUUGAAGCUAGAUAUGUCUAAGGCAUAUGAUCGGGUAGCAUGGCAUCAUAUUAUUGGUGUUCUUAGGAGAUUUGGCUUCGGGGAAAUAUUUAUUGACCUGGUAUGGCGAUUGAUCUCUAAUAUCUGGUUUUCGGUUAUUAUAAAUGGGGCUUCACAUGGUUUCUUUAAGUCAACGAGAGGACUACGUCAGGGUGACCUAUUAUCGCCUGCAUUAUUCAUUAUUGGGGCUGAGGUAUUAUCUAGAGGCUUAUCUAACCUUUCUAUGCAAUCAGGUUUUGUCAAUUUCAAAGUCCCAUAUGCAUGUCCCUCUAUAACUCAUUUGGCGUUUGCGGAUGAUAUUCUCAUUUUUGCAAACGGAUCGUCCUACUCUCUGAAAGCUAUCAUGCAUGUGCUUGAGGAGUACCAAAGAUGUUCAGGACAGCUGAUAAAUGUGCUAAAAAGUUGUUACUUGGUUCAUCCAUCUUUACCACCGACAAGACGAAGGGUGAUUGAACGUAUCACAAAUUUUACCUGGCAAUCAUUUCCGAUUCGGUAUUUGGGAUUUCCACUUUACUUUGGGAGAUGUAAAUCGUCAUAUUUUGGGGAAGUGUGUCAGUCUAUUCUAGGGAAAAUAAUGUCAUGGAAAUCAAGGAUGCUUUCCUUUGGAGGCAAGAUAGUUCUAAUCAAACAUGUGCUAGCAUCGAUGCCACUACAUCUGUUGUCAGCUGCAGUUAUCCCGAAUAAGGUAUUUAGAACUAUAGAAAAGGCCUUCUCGACCUUCCUUUGGGGGUCAUCAUCUGAAGAAUCGAAAUUUCACUGGAUAAAGUGGUCUCAGAUGUGUUAUCCGGUAAAUGAGGGAGGCGUUGGCUUCCGGAGGCUAAAGGACAUCUAUAAAGCCUUCUCAUUCAAGCUUUGGUGGAACUUCAGAAAGGGUUUGUCGUUGUGGGCUGCAUUCAUGAAAGCAAAGUACUGCAGACUGCUACAUCCUUGUCAGGUAGAAAUCAGGACAACAGACUCGGCACUCUGGCGGAGAAUGGUCAAUGUUAGUCGACAAGUGGAGCUCUCUAUGCUAUGGGUUGUCAAAAACGGAGCUUGUCACUUUUGGUACGAUAAUUGGUUGGGGAGUGGUGCUUUGUUCCUCCGAGCGACGGUUGUCCCUAAUCUAUCAUUUGAUAAUGUUUUCAUCAAUGGAUAUUGGGAUGUGAAUAAGUUAUAUCAGACACUGCCAAGGGAAAUGGUGCCCUCCAUUUUAGAGCAUCCGGUUCCGGAAGAAGGGGGUGAAGCCGAAGUCAUUUGGAUGCCCACGACAUCUGGAAAUUUCUCUCUAGCAUCUGCAUUUUCGGAAAUUAGGCAAACCCGCAAUAAGUCUAUGGUUUUUGACAGAAUUUGGCAUCCUCAACUCCCUUUGAAAGUUUCAUUCUUCAUGUUACGAUUGUUGUUGGGGAGGCUGCCCCUACCGGACAGGUUAUGUAAACUUGGCUUUCACUUACCGUCAAAAUGUUUUUGCUGCUAUUCGGCAUCUGAGGAGUCAAUUGAGCAUUUAUUUUCCAAUGGCCAUAUAGCAUCCACAGUUUGGAAUUAUUUUGGAGCUGCAUGUGGACUGGCCUUUCCAGGGUCAUCUUUACGGCCCCGCAUAGUGGGUUGGUGGUUGAGUUCACAGCAUUCUGAGAUACGACGAUAUAUUGGAAGCAUUCUUCCCAGUGUAGUUUGUUGGAAUAUUUGGAAAUCAAGAAAUAAAGCAAUGUUUGAGAAUGUCCACAUGAGUUCGCCUGCCAUUUGUUUUGCCAUUUUCUCGGAUAUCCAAAACAUGGUUGAAAUUCAUUUCAAACAAGUUUUCCGAGUACAGUCAUUUUAUGAUUUGUAUGAUUGGCCGUAUUCAGCUAAUAUUGAGUUUAUAUACAAACUUGUUAGUUGGGAAACGAAGGAAUCCGGUCGGUUCAUACUAAAUACGGACGGUUGUUCUAAGGGUAAUCCAGGAUUGGGUGGAGGUGGUGGAGUUCUUCGAGAUUCAAAUGGCAUACCUUUGAUUGGUUUUUCGGCAUAUUUUGGGGAAACUACAUGUCUAUGUGCAGAGGUUCGAGCCCUCCUUAUUGGUCUUCAAACAUGUGUGCAUAGAGGGUUUGGGAAUCUCUGUGUCCAGUCGGAUUCUUUGGUAUUAAUUGGAAUUCUUCAGCAUCGCAUUCAAUGUCCCUGGAAGAUUCGACGUGACAUUAGGCAGAUUUGGCAGUUUGUUAAAGACCCACAUCGUUUUUCGCAUUGUUACAGGGAAGCUAACAAAGUAGCUGAUGCAUUGUCCAAUGUGGGAGUAUCUCAUCCAGAGCAUCAAGUCAAGCUAUACGAGUCCUUUAAUACAUUCCCAACUAUGGCUCGUGGGGCAAUUCGCCUUGAUAGAUUAGGGAUGCCAUCAAUUCGGAAAAUUAAGCGUAUGAAGGGCUGA